Aspergillus clavatus NRRL 1 is the source of this 1803-nucleotide messenger RNA. Its product is annotated as putative MFS multidrug transporter. The record is from RefSeq and is a predicted model, not a curated record. Gene Ontology annotation, biological process: transmembrane transport. The coding region runs from base 1 to 1803 and encodes 600 amino acids. Gene Ontology annotation, molecular function: transmembrane transporter activity. The transcript is spliced from 3 exons. Lineage: Eukaryota; Fungi; Ascomycota; Eurotiomycetes; Eurotiales; Aspergillaceae.
AUGCUCGCCACCUCUUCGAAUCCGCUACCUAAUGACAUCCACCAUGGCAUCAGCGAUGUAGAUGUCAGCACCGGUGUCCCGGGCACCUCUGCCGACUAUGGAAAGAUAAACACGGCCUUCAACAGUGGUGACCGGCGUCCCCGACUCGCACCUGUAGCCGUAAUCACGCACAACCACAAGCCGAAUUCAUCCCUCACCACCUUCGACGACAGCGACGACGACACGGAAGAGACACAAGAUGCACCAGUGACCUGGGCCUCCCUUCCCAGGAAGGGCCAGCUCGCCAUCCUCACCUUCGCCCGUCUCUCCGAACCCCUCACUCAGACCUCGCUACAGGCCUACCUCUUCUACCAGCUGAAAUCGUUCAACCCCUCACUGCCGGACUCGACCAUCUCCGCGCAGGCGGGGAUUAUGCAGGGCAGUUUCACCGCCGCGCAGUUCCUGACGGCCGUGUGGUGGGGUCGGCUGGCGGAUGCGGAGUGGAUGGGACGGAAGCGGGUGCUUCUGAUCGGGUUGCUGGGGACGUGUAUAUCGUGCGUGGGAUUUGGGUUUUCGCGGUCGUUUGCGACGGCGGUGGUGUUUCGGGUCCUUGGCGGAAUCUUGAAUAGUAAUGUUGGUGUGAUGAGGACGAUGAUCUCGGAGAUUAUUGAGGAGAAGAAGUAUCAAUCGCGCGCGUUUCUACUGCUCCCUAUGUGUUUCAAUAUCGGAGUGAUCAUUGGUCCGAUCCUGGGGGGCUCGCUGGCCGACCCGGUCAGUAACUUGCCGAAUAUUUUUGGUCCGGGGUCAGUUCUUGGUGGUAAGGACGGCGUGUGGUGGAUGGAGCGGUGGCCGUUUGCACUGCCCAAUGUCCUUAGUGCUCUUUUCAUGCUUGCUGCCUUCCUGGCUAUCUGGUUGGGACUUGAUGAGACACACGAGAUUUCACGGUAUCGAAGCGACUGGGGCCGGCAACUUGGCCGUAGCCUUGCUAGGGUAUUUUCUAGACGCCGGGCUCCGCGCUAUUAUCGCCAAUUGCGAAACAGCGAAGACAACGAGUCGCUCUGUAUUGACGGCAGUGUGGUCAGCAAUAGUCCUCUUCGUUCUCGUUUCCCACCCCGGCACGAACGCCCAACCUUCCGUCAGAUCUGGACACCCAAUGUCCUCUUGACCCUGCUGGUGCACUUCCUCCUGGCCUUCCACACCAGUGCCUUCAACGCUAUGACAUUCGUCUUUCUCCCCACCCCAAGAGCUGCUGAAGAUAGUCGACAGGGCUUCUUCAACUUCGGCGGUGGACUCGGCCUGCCGUCGUCGCGCGUCGGCCUUGCAACGGCCAUCAUCGGGAUCAUCGGCCUCCCGCUGCAGAUUUUCGUGUACCCGCACGUCCAGGCCCGACUGGGAACCCUAACAUCUUUCCGGGCCUUUCUUCCCUUCUCGCCUUUGGCGUAUACGCUCAUGCCAUUCCUGGUGAUCAUCCCCCGGUAUCCCUGGCUGGUCUGGCCUGCCUUCACGGCUGUGGUCGGGUUGCAGGUUAUCUCCCGGACGUUUGCGUUGCCUGCGGCUAUCAUCCUGGUGAACAACUGUGUCACCGAUCCUUCGGUUCUUGGAACUGUGCAUGGUGUGGCUCAAAGUAUAGCGAGCGCGGCGCGUACCCUUGGCCCCUUCAUUGGAGGAUGGGGGCUGGGGUUGGGGCUCAAGCAUAACCUUGUCGGUGGCAUAUGGUGGGCGCUGGCGGUGGAAUCUUUGAUUGGCUGGUUACUGCUGUGGACGAUCUACGAGGGCAAGGGGAUCGAAAAGAAGAAAGAGGAGACCGAGGGGGAAGAAUCAUGA